UAAUUAUUACAGGUUUGCGUAAAAUCCAGAGAUUGCAUUUCACUCUUUUUAUUCAUUUUGAGGAAUACUGAAUGUUUUCAUGCAAGUGAAAUGAGUAAAUGCAUGUUCACAUUUAGUCUAGAACUAUAAUAACCAUCAUGUUGACACAACGCACACAACACCUCUGCACUUUAUUUUUGAGAGGCGUCAGUCAAUAAAUGUGAAAAAGUAACUUAGAUAUUUUCUGUUUUGUUGUGAAUUGAAAAAGUAAUGCAUUACUUUACUUGUUACUUGGAAAAGUAAUCUGAUUACAUAACUCAAGUUCCUUGUAAUGCGUUACCCCCAACACUGGUUAUAAAUGAUAAUUAUAUGUCAUUUUGAUAUGUAUCAAUGGUAAAUACUGUAAAUCAUGUGUGUUACCCUCAACACUGGCUAUAAAUAAUAAUUAUAUGUCAUUUUGAUAUGUGUCAAUUGUUAAUGCUGUAAAUCAUGUACAUUUUCUGUCAUGUUCUAUUUUGAUCCAUUAGUGAACCAUAAUGGUAUUACUUCUAUACAAUCUUGCUGACUCGAUAUUGAUUUCACAACAACUUUUAGUCUAAUUUUCCAUGGAAUGCAAUAGAGCAAAAUGACAGAAAGUGCUCUGAAUCAUCUCUUAAUGUUUUUAAACUGUAAAUGGUGGAAAAUUUUCUGUUAACACAAAAUCUGAACUGGGUGCUGGUUUGAAGUCAGUAUUUGUGUGGGAAGGUUGCCAUGGAUGAGCAUUUUGCUGCUUAAUCAGCCACCAGAUUUAUAAAUCAGUAAAUUAAUAUUUAUAAAUCACUCUUUUUUUUUGGCUCAUACAACUAAUUUUGUCUUUAGAAAAGCAAGUUACUUGAUAUAGAUGCACCAUAUAAAAUAUAUAUAUACAUAUAUAUAUAUAUAUAUAUAUAUAUAUAUAUGUAUAUAUGUACACUAAAACAUUGAAAAUGUAUGAAAAGUAAUAUAAUAAUAAUUCUUCAUAGAAUCUCCUACAUAUGAUGCUGAAAUAUAAUUGAUCAUCAGUUUGUUUAAUGGUUUAUCUUCAGUACAGUUUAUGACCAAGUAAAUUUAUAGAUAUGGUAGUGCAAAGUUUGUUUAAAAUAUGAAUUGUGAAUCAUUUAUUUUGCUGUUCUUGAUGAUUAUAUAAUGUAUAAAUAAAGGCCAGAAUAUAUAUUUAUUCCUUAUAUAUAUUAGCACGACUUAUUUUAGGUUUUUGAUAACAGUAUGUGUGUUUUUAUGUAACAGUGAAAUGCUAACUGCAAAAUAAAAUGUGAUGAAAUAUCUAAUUCCUAUUUUCUUUUAUACACAAAUUUAGCAUUCAGUUCUUUUUGUGAUAGGCGGAGAGCAAAAAGUAGCUUCGUCAACAGAAAAUUGCACACAUAUGUUGGCCCACAAAGAGCAGAUUUAUUCAGGGCAGAACAGAACAUCGAACAACAAGUUAGUUAGCUUAUGUGACCCUGUCCAAGAUGAUAUUACUAUUAGUCAGUCUUUUCCUUGGGAACAUUCCUUCAUUUGCAUUUUCAGCAUCAUCCAAUCCGAAAAUAAACUGCCUUAUCAUAAAUCUGGACUAUGUUAACUGCACAUGGAGUGAGCCUGAGCUCAAGAACAAUUACAGUUUCAAGAGCAGGUUUACACAUGACGAAAUUCAGGAUUGUCCUGAAUAUCACAGGAUUAAUGGUGUUAAUGUGGGCUGCGUGUUUCCCUACAAAAAACAACAAAGGUUUAAUACGUUAAACACAUGGCUGUACAGUGACAACGGCAGUUUGGUGACAAAUCAAGAACAUGAUCUGAAAGAAUAUGUGAAGCUUAACCCUCCGUUCAACCUGACUUUGGUGGAGAGAAAAGAUGCUGAACUGUGGCUGUACUGGAAUGUCACGAACAAUAACAACUGUAUUGAGAGUGAAGUUCGCCACAGGACAGACAACAAUGACUGGAAGAACACCUCUCCAGGCACAAGAAGCUCCUUCAGUUUGCCUUUUCCCUCCAGAAAAAAGUAUGAGUUCCAGGUCAGGUCUCGAAUAUCAUUAUCGUGCGGAGAGUCCAAGUUUUGGAGCGACUGGAGUCAGUCUGUGUACUGGGGAUCUUUAAAACCCAACAAUGGCACAGAAAUAAACUGCCUUAUCAUAAAUCUGGACUAUGUUAACUGCACAUGGAGUGAGCCUGAGCUCAAGAAUAAUUACAGUUUCAAGAGCAGGUGGUUUAUACAUGACGAAAUUCAGGAUUGUCCUGAAUAUCACAGGAUUAAUGGUGUUAAUGUGGGCUGCGUGUUUCCCUACAAAAAACAACAAAGGUUUAAAACGUUAAACACAUGGCUGUACAGUGACAACGACAGUUUGGUGGUAAAUCAAGAACAUGAUCUGAAAGAACAUGUGAAGCUUAACCCUCCGUUCAACCUGACUUUGGUGGAGAGAAAAGAUGCUGAACUGUGGCUGUACUGGAAUGUCACGAAUAAUAACAACUGUAUUGAGAGUGAAGUUCGCCACAGGACAGACAACAAUGACUGGAAGAACACCUCUCCAGGCACAAGAAGCUCCUUCAGUUUGCCUUUUCCCUCCAGAAAAAAGUACGAGUUCCAGGUCAGGUCUCGAAUAUCAUUAUCGUGCGGAGAGUCCAAGUUUUGGAGCGACUGGAGUCAGUCUGUGUACUGGGGAUCUUUAAAACCCAACAACGGCACAGAGAAUCUGGCUCUCCAGAGCCACAAUAAUACUCAUCAUAAUCGCCCAGUUGCUGGUUCAUACUGAGAGACAAUUAUGAUGGCAACAUAGAGAAAUGGCUGUCUAUGCCUAUAGAUCUGGAGAACGGCUUCAAAUCCAAUUUCACAGAGCGUGCCUGUCCUGUGCGCUAGUACAAAAUAGUGUCUCAGUGACAGUGAAAGCAUCCUCUCCAACCCAAUAGACCUGUCAUCAGACCAUACAUCAUAGUGUAAGAUGUGUCUGUGAUAACAUAUUUAGCAGAAAGAAGUCAAUUCUGAAUAUGAUUUGUGUACUGGUGGGAAAAGCCCAUCACCUACCAACCCAUGUAUUAUCUGAUUAUUUAGCUGAGUGCUAUUUGUGAUUCAUGCUGUUGCCAGUUAGUAAUGUAGUUGGCAGUUUAAAUUCAACUAGAGUUUCAUUAUAACUAUAUAAGUCUCUGAGAUUUUACUUUUAAUUUUUUUUUUUUCAUCAUUAGUAUUGAGCAUGUUUUUGGGAUGUUUAACAUUUAGAAUGUAUGUGAAUUUGCUAUUUUAAGAUUUAAGAUGAUCAGAUUUUGUACACAAAUAUUAUGCUUAAAGAAUGUAAUGCCUUUGCAAUCAUUGAAUAAAAACAUUCAAAAACAGCUAAACUACAGUUUAUCUGUCACGGAAUUACAAACACAAUCGAAAUUAUAUUAAAAAAUAUCCUGCUCUUCUAAGCUUUAUAACUGGAGUGAAUGGUACCCUAGAUUUUGAAGCCCAAAAAAGUGCAUCCGUCCAUUAUAAAACUAAUCCAUAGCUUCUGGAUUCAUGUUCACGAAAGAGUUGAGUUCCGGCGGAAAGGUGACUUUUGACCUGACAUAUGACGUAGAUCCUCUUCUCUUGUAUCGAAAUCCUUCGACAUCUCUCUUUAAAACUUUAUUUUAAUUUUUAAAACCCUUUAAGUACAUCAGGAAGAACCUAGUGAAGAGAGAAACAUUAAUUCUGUUUGUCUGGAGAUGGAGAGAUUGUAUAACAUCAGAAAUGUGAAAUAAAACUGGAUCCCUCACAUGUAAUUGGCCAGGUUGUGUUCUUCAAGCGUAUGGGUCUCAAAGCCAUGUGGAGUUGUAUCAAAGUAAUCACUCCCAAUACCACAUAUAAAGCAUUUGGUCUGAAGAAGCAAUGCAAUGUGUAAAAUCAGACAUACAGCUAAGUAUAUAAAUACUUCAUAUUGGAGAGUAAUGAACUCAGUACCUCCAUAUCUUCUUUUACUUGCUCUUGCUGGUCUCUCAGCUCACCAAAAGCAUCAAUGAUCAGACCUGUGCAGACAAACAUGCAUUGGCAUUGAAGUGUUUUCAAUCUAAUCCAGAAAAUGAAAUCUCAUAGCCUGCAAUAAAUCUCCAAAAUGUAAGAUUUUAUGUGGUAUAUUUGCUAGGACGUUACUCAAGUUGAAUAGCAAGACAAGUCUCACCUUUAAUGAUGGCCAGCAGGAUGACGAUGACAAAGAAGAAGAAGGUGAUGUCAAAGACCACCCGAUAGAGUUCAUACUCAUCCCCUGCUGGGUCCUCAAUCUCGUCUCCUAUAUAUCCACCUGUUUUCCAUUGUGUGUGAUGGAGGACAGAAUUGUACACAGGGUCUUGACACCCAUUGCAAUGUCCAAAAGGUGACAAGCAAAAGAGGAAAUUGUUGUAAUGUCCAAAAGUGACACCACUGUGUACUACACAAGGUAGAGGAAAGUCUAAAAAUAAAGCAUACUUUAGUGCAUAUGACAUGAAGUUUGUUUUGCAAAAAUAUUAAAGAAGUCACAAAAAUGACUUGUGAACAAAACUCCAAACUUCCAGACCUGAUACUUCAUGUAAAUAGCAGUGAGUCUGAAAAAAUGGAAUUCACUUGAUUUCACAACAACUUUUAAUCUAUUAGCAUAAUUUUGUAUGUACCUUGUAGAGUAAUGCAUUGGUGCAAAAUGUUGAAAAGCAUCUCAAUGUUUUUACAAUUCAGUAAUUACUGGAACAUUUUCUGUUAAUGCAACUUCUGAACUGGCUGCUGGUUUGAAGCCAGUAUUUGUGUGGGAGGGGUGCCAUGAUGAGCAUUAAAGGUUAUCUUUUGUAGAAAAUCUGCUGCAUACUAAAGCCACCAAAUGUCUAAAUCAGCAAAUGAGCAUUUAUAAAUCACUCUUUUAUUUGGCACAUACUGUAGAACUAAUCUUGUACAUAUACAUACUGUAUAUAUAUAUAUAUAUAUAUAUAUAGAGAGAGAGAGAGAGAGAGAGGGGACUAGAACAUUGAAAAUGUCACAAAAAUGUGAAAUUAAUGGAUUAAACAAAAAAUGUAAAUUAAUAGUAAUUCAUUAAUGAAUUCUGAUGCGAAUCAUUUAUUUUGCUGUACUUGAUUGCUAUAUAAUGUCUAACCAAAGGCCAGAAUAUAUAUUUAUUCCUUAUGUCUUGCAUAUUUUUGGUUUUAAACUCAAUAAAUGAGUUAAGUGAAUCGGCAUCUGCAAAAUAGUAUGUAAAAAUAGGUUCAAAUGAAAAACACAAAUUUAGCAUUCAGUUCUUUUCAGGCAGUGGCUUCUUCGGAAACAGGAAAUCUCGCAUAUACGUCAGCCCACAAAGAGCAGAUACAUUCAGAGCAGAACAGGGUAGACCGAAACAGACACAAAACAAGCGAGUUAUGUAAACCUGUCCAAGAUGAUAUUACUUUUAUUCAGUCUUCUCCUUGGGAACAUUCCUUCAUUUGCAUUUUCAGCAUCAUCCGAGCCAA
Molecule: messenger RNA, 5403 nt
Organism: Megalobrama amblycephala (Wuchang bream)
Lineage: Eukaryota; Metazoa; Chordata; Actinopteri; Cypriniformes; Xenocyprididae
Product: interleukin-13 receptor subunit alpha-2-like
Exons: 11
Coding region: 1464-2738 (424 amino acids)
Biological process (GO): cytokine-mediated signaling pathway
Cellular component (GO): external side of plasma membrane
Molecular function (GO): cytokine receptor activity; protein binding
Source: RefSeq, a predicted model, not a curated record